This is a messenger RNA of Mercenaria mercenaria, 4268 nucleotides long. Its product is annotated as coiled-coil domain-containing protein 78-like. The transcript is spliced from 20 exons. Gene Ontology annotation, biological process: microtubule-based movement. The coding region runs from base 75 to 2855 and encodes 926 amino acids. Gene Ontology annotation, cellular component: cytoplasm. Lineage: Eukaryota; Metazoa; Mollusca; Bivalvia; Venerida; Veneridae. The record is from RefSeq and is a predicted model, not a curated record. Gene Ontology annotation, molecular function: microtubule binding; microtubule motor activity; ATP binding.
AUAUGAUAUAAUUUUUUUUCUAUCAGAUAUAGAUAAUGGAGAAGUAAGAUUUGUACAAGAAGAAGGAACAGACAAUGAAUAUAGAAGUGUGUGGUCGUAUUCGCCCCAGUCUAAGGGCUGAGGGUGCAGAGAACCUUGUGAUAGAAGGGCAGAGGCUAGCUGCUCAUCCCAGAGGACCAUAUCUCAAUUUUAAAGCUUUACAUCGGCAAGAUGCGUCCAAUCUGGAUUUGUUCCGAAGUUCUGUUGAUGAACUUUUGGAUUUUUUCCUGGCUGGAUUUAAUGUUUGCCUGAUGGUGAUGGGUGAAAGUGGGUCAGGAAAGACAUACACACUGGCUGGCGAGGGAACAUCUAGAGCUGGGAUUGUACCAAUGAUUUUUGAUACACUUUUUACAAGACUUCAAGGAGAACGUUACAUGGCAGAUAGUCGUCGUGUGAAACGUGACAAUCCUAUUGUAUCUCUUGAGAUGUUUGAGGUUUAUAAUGAGCUAAUUAAGGAUCUACAACAGGUGCCUGGCAGCAGCAGUUCUUACCUUGAACUUGGAGAAACUGCAGAAAAAGGAACAUAUGUCAAGAAUGCAGCUAGUGUGUCUGUAAGGGAUGCGGGAGAAGGGUCGGCAAAGUUUCGUGAGGGUAUGUCACGCCGCACUGAGCAGUCUACUGACUAUGGCCCUGCCAUGCAUAAUGCUUCAACUGUCAUUCACAUUGAUCUGCAGAUGAAAGCAAAAUUCCUUUCUCCACUGUUGGUAGGUGAGAACCCAAGCCCAAAUAAAUCCCGCUGCACAAUAUUAGAGCUACCAGGCUUAGAGAAACUCUCAGACGACCCAAACCAACUUCGACAAAGAGAGGGACCAGCCCUUAGUAAAGCCCUUAUUGCCCUGAACCAGGUGAUCACAUCUCUCUCCAGCAACCCGUUUCCUGACAGAGUCAUUAAUUACAGUGACUCGAAGCUAACGAGACUUCUCAGGAACGAACUUGGAGGCAACUGUAAAUCUCGUGCCAUCUUGUGCCUGAAGCCAUCAACUAAUUCAGAUAUCCUUACUGCUAUACUCAACUUCACAACACGUGUCACACAAGUGAAAAACUUCCCUAUUGUUAAUGAUAGUUACGCUCAGAAUUUGCUGACACAGUACCAGGCUCGGAUCAUCGACCUCCAGCAGCAGGCAGGAGUUGGUCCCGCUCCCCUAGCUGCCAGGAUGACAAACGCCGGCGACGUCAAGGAGACUAUACGUAGUCUGGAAACAGAAAAUUUACGUCUGAAGGAUGAAAACGAACGUUUACGAGUGCGUAUGGAAAGUAUGCAGAACAAGUUUGGUUCCUUGGCUCACACCAAGACAGAUCUGUCAAAUGAAAUACUGCUCACAGAAGAGGAAAAACUUAAGCUGUCACAAUCGUUGGUUGAGAUGAACAUAGAAAACAACAAGAUAUUGGAGGAGGCUGAAGCUACCAAGUUUGAACUGACCAAUAAGAUCAUAAUGCUAGAGAGUGAACUACUUGAAGCACAACAGGAGAGAGACAGAGCUGUACGUCAAGCCAGACAUAGCAAGGAACGCCUUGCUGAAAUGGAGAAAGACCGUAAGGAUCUUGCUGAUGAGUAUGUUGUCCUGAAGACAAACUAUCUCGCUCUUGUCAGGGAACAUGAAAAAGAGACUGACAGGAAUGAAGAGAUGAGUGUCGAGUUGUUAAACCUUGUCAACACAAAGGCGGCAUUGAUGAAACAGUUGGCCAUACUCAACAACGGUGAUGGUUACAAUACGGGUGAGGCAGACAGGGAGGUAGACAGGGUGAAGGCCAUUGUUAUACAGAAAUCCUCGGGUAAAGUGAAGGCAGAUCAAAUCCUGGGUUCCCAGAGGGAAAGGGAUUCUAUUGAACAAUCUUUAUUUGCCAACAAGAAAAGAUAUGAAAGUGAGUUGGAACGGCUGCGUCGGGAACACGGAGAUGAACAUGGGAAAAUGUCACAGCAUGUGACUGACCUGCAGAGAGAAUUACAAGAUGCUAGAAACCUGGCCAGAGAGAGACAACAGAAGAUAUCAGAAAUUAAUGCUGCCCUGAUCAUGGCUCGUAGUGACAAGGAGCAGCUGGAAGUACAGGUGAAUCGACUGCAGCAUAAAUGUAAAGAUCUUGGAGAGGAUUUCAGAAUGAGGCUGAUCAAAUAUGUGGAGGAUAUCUCUGAUUAUAUGGACGGUGGUGGUGGUGUUCCUGAUGCUAAACGUGAGAAGAAAAUGAAGGUCUACGUAGAUAACAUGCUUAAAGAUAUAACAAUGUCUCACAAAGAUCGGGAAGAUCAGCUUAGCCAUGCUGCACAGCAGUACCGGGAACAGAAGAGAAAGUUUGCUCAUAAAUAUGAGGAAUUACUUGUGGCUUACAGAAAUUUGCGUCUGACAUGUGAACAGAGGGGAAUAGAUCCAAUAGACCUUGGUCCAGAUGAGCACAAACUAAGUAUGUCAGAUUCUGAUAUAACAACAAACCACCUCAAGGAAAUAAACAGACUGAAAUCAGAGAGAGAUGAAAUACGGGAUCAGCUUAACUCUAUGAAAAAUAAGUAUGGUCUGACAGAAGACUUUAAAGAGAUAAGUUUAAGACCUGGGGAGAAGCCAGCCGAGACCUGGGCUCAGUUAAGGAAGCAGUUACGGGAGUUUACAUUGAACACUCAACGUCAGCUAGAAGACGAGCGUACAAAACUGCUCAGUGAAAAUGAGGUGCUAAAGGAACAACUUAAAGAAAGCCAGGAUUAUAUAGACAGCCAUCUUGCAAAGUAUAAGCAGGAAAUAAUAAAGUUGAGGAAAAUGCUGGGAUACGAUGAAGACGGAAUGGUCAUUACGGACAGAAGUGGAAAGUCAAGGUCACGAAGAUACUGAGGUCAAGGUCAUUCUGACAUUAUAGUUUUUGUCCUUGAUAAUAGAGACUGUGAUAAAACAGAAAUGAUAGCAGUUCUUGACAAAACAAUGUCUUCCUUAUUACUCUGCACUGACACAAAUAUGCAAUAAACAUUUGUUAUACUUAGAUGAGCUUUCACAGAGUCACAGUAGAAGAGAUGAAGGAUAUUCCAGGUUAAACAUUAUUCAUUGCACCUCAUCAUCGUAUUUCAUUACAUGUUUUUCAGUGAAUUAUUUUUGUGUGAUAGAGAAAUGUAUCUGGUUAGUUUAUAGAUGUUUACUGGUAACGUGGACCAAGAGGGUAAAAUUUGGUUAAAACUGAUAAAAAAAUUUGUUUGUUUAGUGUGCAAGAUCAAAAUAUCUUUACACCAUAUCGUACAUUUUCACUUGUGACUACAACACUCCUGAAAGUAUUGCAUCUGAUUUUCUUUUGGUGAUAAAUACUUCCGUCUUUCACUGAAACAAUCAAAUAUUCCUUAAAUAUUUCUUUAUAGUCUGUGUUCAUUGUUCUAUACCUUUUUACAGACAGUAAGUUUAAUGCAUAUUCAAAGUUUAUUUUUGAUAUGUAAUGGAAAGAAAUAUUUACUUAAAGGAUGUUUCACCUUCUUUCAUUCCUGUUGUUAACUUAAGUAUUGCCUUUUUUGGUGCUGGAAUCUUUCCACUAGGCCAUAACAUAAACGUGCUUAAAACUUUGAAUCAUUUACUUCAAAUAUAUAUAAAGUUAUUUCCUUUUGUUACAGAACAGUUCCAAAUGUUACUGAGAAGUCUGAUAUAAUAUAUAAACAAAUAUUUCAUGAAGAGUGUUAAACAGUUCUAAAUACUUGCUCCCUAAUGGUUUGAAUAUUGGAUAAUUUGAAUUUUCCGUAAGAGUGUAAGAGAACUUCAGCCUUGUAGCCAAUAGAUUACUAGGUUAAGCUAACAGUGUUGUUAACCAUGUUCAGGAAUCUGGAGACCAGUCUGCAAGCUGCCAUCUGAUUGGUUGUUUCUGAGCACGUUUAAAAUUGACCAAUGGUGUGACUGGUCUCCUAACUCAGAUUUAUAACCUCAGGUGCAGGUGCUGUAUUUUGUCCUGAAUAUGAAAUUUAGAAUUCAACUUUUGACAGCCAAAUAUUUAGUUUGCAAAAUUCAUUCAUAGCCAUACAUGUACUGUAAACAGCUGAAAUUUAGCACAUGCUUACGAGCUUUAUUCUUGCAGAGUUCCAUUAAAAUCAGCUCAUGUUUUACUUACAUAUAACAUUGGUUGUAUUCUUUGCCGUCACUGCAGCCAUAAAAGCAUGUUUGCAUGGUAGUCUAUGUUACACUGUCCGUCCAUAUGCUUCUAGUGCAAUUACAUUUAUAUAUAUUUAUGUGCUUAAUGUGCACUAUUAGAUUUGCAAAAUAAAUGUUACAAGAAUA